AUGAAGAGCGAGUAUCUCGUGAGGGAAAACCGCAAAUACUACCUCGAUCUGAAGGAGAACCAGCGCGGGAGAUUCCUGCGGAUCCGGCAGACCGUUAACCGCGGCGGAUUCGGUGUUCCCGGCGGCGGCGGUGGAGGAAUUCAAUCCGGGCAAACUAUCGCUCUUCCCGCUCAAGGUCUCAUCGAGUUCCGCGACGCGCUGGCGAAGCUGGUCGACGACUACGGCGGCGACGACGAGGAGCUAGCCUGCUCCGGCGGAGGAGGAGGAGGAGGUUACACGGAGUUACCCGAGGGCACGUCGAUAACGGUGGACUCCAAGCGGUUCUUCUUUGACGUGGGCUCCAACAAGUACGGCGUGUUUCUGCGUGUGAGCGAGGUGAAGCCCAGCUACAGAAACUCUAUCACGAUCCCCUUCAAAGCGUGGAGCAAAUUCGGCGGAGCGUUCUGCCGCUACGCCGAGGAGAUGAAGGAGAUCCAGGAGCGGCACAAAGAUAAAGCGUUCGAGCGGAGAACCGGAGAGGAGUCUGAGGGCGAAGAUUUGGACGACGACUGACCGCCGGAGGUGUCGCGUCGCUGGGCAACCGCGCAGAGCGAGAGCCGCGCUCUGGAGAGGGCUGCAUGGAACGGUCGAUGGCGAAAAAAAAUAUGUUUGACUGAGAAACACUGUCGUGUAUAUGUAAGAGAAUCCUGUUUAAAGCAGUUUAGACUAUGUUUGGCUAGGUAAAUGGAUUUUUCUGCUGGCUGCUCUCUGUAGGUCUUGUCAUUUUGAAAGUUUGCCCCUUUAUAAAGAAAGAAAACAAACAAACACCCUUUUUCACACAGAGUCUGAGUUCACAAGCAGGGAUGUUAUAGUGUUAGUGUGUCAAGAAGAACUGAUGAUUAUCUCUACUAUAGGUGUUUUUGGUGUUGUACCAUACGAUGGAGAGCAAACCAGCAUCAUCUGAAUGAUGUGUGAAUCUCAUAGUUAGCUCAUUCAGGACGUGUUCUCUACUAAUUUGUGUGUGUGUAUAUAUACAUAUAUAUAAAAGACUCGGAUCAAACAGUGUAAAAAUUGGAGGUUGUUAUAGAGUUCAACUUGUGGACACACAAUACAGUUCAAGCAACAAUGUACAAACAGUUCAAAUGGUGCUAUAAAACCGUGCUCCGCCGGCGCGCUGUGAAGAUUGAGGUUCACGCGGGCUGGUGAGUUUUAUUUUGUUUUCCUACUGCAUCUUGAGAGCAAAUUACUCUUGAUUGUAUGUACUAAAUUGGGAAGUGCAUUGGUGCUGAUGCCGCUAAAUUUACCAUUGAUACUGGGUUUGAUUUGGCUCUUUUAAAGGGAAUGAUACUGGUUUGCCUGACAUCAAGCCGGGACAAAUUAGUAGUUUUCGAAUUUAAUACAUGGAGAGCUUUGGUGACAUAACUGGAAAGGAAAUCAAAUGCAGAACAACACCCAACUGGGUUUAAAUAGAUUUAUUUUUAAAAACAAUAUACAGAAAAAAAAAUUAUAUAUAUAUAUAUAUACAGAAAUAUAUUUAUAUAUAGACAUAUAGAAUCAAUUAUAAACGCUUCCUGAACAGGCUAUUUAAACAAAUAAAACUCGGAUGCAAUUAUACAUAGGGAAAUAUUUCUUACUCGUUUUCCAUACAUUUCCUAUAGUCUUUAUGGUUGAAAGAGCAUAGAAAAAGAAUGACAAAAUUGUGAAAUAUACAAACUAGACUAGUUCUCAGUUUAGUUUGUAUUCCUUUUUUCAACAACCCAAAUGACAAUAUAACACUAUUCUUUUUUUUUUUUCUCAAGUCUCUUCCUCUGUAUAUUAAGUUGUCACAUUUCUGAGUCUUACUGCAGCCUGUUUUCUCCUCUUCUCCCAGAUCUGUCCAAAUGUGUGUGCCUGUUAGCAACUUCCCUCUGUUAUCCUUCUCUUACUGAUAUUGAGUGGGUGUUUAUGCAUUUAUAAUUUGAUCAGAGAAAAAGGAGUGAACUCCCUUUCGUUUUAAUUUUCAGGCCUUCUGUAACCACAAGAAUUAGCCAUACACACCACCUUGGAGCCAUAGUGAUUUUUUACUAAUUUCACUAUUCAUAUAAGUUUUGACCUCAUUCUUGUCUGUACUGUGUUAUGUGAUAAAGGCAGCUCUUCAGUCAAGUGUGUACUGCUGUAAUUCUCCACAGACUUCCUUUGAACAAUAAAUAGAAUUACUUUGCUGAGAA
Sinocyclocheilus rhinocerous is the source of this 2186-nucleotide messenger RNA. Its product is annotated as transcriptional activator protein Pur-beta-like. The record is from RefSeq and is a predicted model, not a curated record. Gene Ontology annotation, biological process: regulation of transcription by RNA polymerase II. The transcript has a single exon. Gene Ontology annotation, molecular function: purine-rich negative regulatory element binding; DNA-binding transcription factor activity, RNA polymerase II-specific; RNA polymerase II transcription regulatory region sequence-specific DNA binding. NCBI's taxonomy places the organism in Eukaryota, Metazoa, Chordata, Actinopteri, Cypriniformes, Cyprinidae. Bases 1 to 552 code for a protein of 183 amino acids. Gene Ontology annotation, cellular component: nucleus.